This is a messenger RNA of Trematosphaeria pertusa, 939 nucleotides long. RefSeq lists its product as uncharacterized. NCBI's taxonomy places the organism in Eukaryota, Fungi, Ascomycota, Dothideomycetes, Pleosporales, Trematosphaeriaceae. Gene Ontology annotation, molecular function: structural constituent of ribosome. Gene Ontology annotation, cellular component: mitochondrial large ribosomal subunit. The coding region runs from base 37 to 744 and encodes 235 amino acids. The transcript is spliced from 2 exons. The record is from RefSeq and is a predicted model, not a curated record.
UUCGCAACCCGCAUUGCGGCCCACCCCACGCCCACAAUGAUCUGCCGAGGCUGUCUGCGCGCAGCAUCCCGAUCGCGGAUACCCUCAAUCCCCCGCUCGCCCUCCUCCCGCUUCCUCUCCACCACCGCACCGAUCCUCAACGCAACCCCCAUCUCCCCCAACGCGGCCACCCAAACCGCACCGCGCCAAGGCAGUCCUACAUCCUCGCACACCGCCCCCGCCGCAACAUCGACCUCCGCCGCCCAGCCCUUCAGCGCGCCCAUCACGCCCUCCGCUCCCGCCUCCCUAAAGAAGGAUGCCGCCGCAGCAGCAGCGGAGAAGAAAGCCGCGCCGUUAAUGAGGAGCUCCGUACCAGCAGGCACACCACUAAAGGGUCUGAACUUCCUCAAAGACAGAGGCGAUCCGGUAGCUAUGCCCGACGAAGAGUACCCGGACUGGCUGUGGACGAUACUAGACCGGCAGGAGAAGAAGGCCGAGGCCGGGGCGGCGGGCGAUCUUUUUUCGAAAUCUAAAAAGCAGCGCCGAGUGGCCGCGAAGCGGCUCCGCAAGGAACAGUUGGCGAAUCCUGAACUGCUAGUGCCGAAGGUCCCGAUAUACGAGCAGACGAUCGAUCUACCGGCCGGCGAUGGCACGUUGGAAGGCGCGGUCAAGGCUGGCGAGGCGCGGGAGGAAUUGACGAAAGCGAUGCGGGCGAAGAGGAGGGCUGCGAUCAAGGAGAAGAAUUUCUUGAAGGCUAUGGGUUAGACUUCGGGAUGAAUGUUCAACAUGUAGAAAUAUUUGCCCGGGAUUCGGAGGGACGUGUAUCAUACAGCAUAGGCGGGUUAAAGCCGCGAUUUGCGACGAUGUUGGUGAGUGUACGAUUUUGUGCAUAUGGUGGAGGAGAUCAAGUCUCGCAUAUCGUUUUCCAUCACUGAUCCUUCCAUUCUGUACAAUUAACCA